CUCGAGCUAUUCUUGCUGAAUUAAAAUAAAUAUUUAAAGGAAGGGUAAGUGAAGAGUUUUGAAGAAGGCUGCAAUCAAAAAGGUUUUCUGAAAAAAUGUCUCUGCAGGCAGAAUUUGAGAAAGUGGCAGAGGAUGUGAAGAAGGUGAAGUCCAGGCCCGAAGAUGAGGAACUGCUGGAGCUGUAUGGGCUCUACAAACAAGCCACUGUCGGAGAAAUUAAUAUAGACCAACCUGGAAUGUUAGACAUGAAGGGUAAAGCGAAAUGGGAUGCCUGGGAUGAAAGAAAAGGGAUGUCAAAGGAUGAUGCCAUGGCAGCCUAUAUUGCUAAAGCAAAGGAGGUCAUUGAUAAAUAUGGGCUGUAGAGAAAAGUAUAACCACUGAAGUAGUAUAUAGUGCAUUUGUCUAAUUUGCAAGUGUAGGCUACCCUGUAUUUCUCCAAAUACUGGGGGUAUUUUUUCUAAUCAUGGUUCAACAGUGGAGUUUGUUUCAAACACACUGUUCAUUUUUAAAACCUUUCAGAAAUGUACUAAACACAAAUAAAACUUUUUUUUUUUUUAAUACUGUCACAUUUGUCCAUUUUUCUUUUGUGAUUUCCAUUGAUGCAGUUUUAUUUAUUCACAGGUACAUCAUACCGUAUAUCUGUAAUUGGUAUAUAUUAAGUACAAAUGUCCAUGCAUCAUACAUUUUUAGACAAAACUAUGGGUAAAUUAAUCCAGUUAUGAUUGUAUCUGUUAUUGAGGUUUUCAAAAUAUGAGAGCUCCUCAUGCAGAAAAUAAUGAAACUACUUAUUAAGAACCAUAUAUGGAAAUUGUUUGUGUUUCAAAUGCUGUGCAUGUCUUGUGCUUGAGGGAUGAAACACUUUUAUGUAUAAAGGAUGACACAACCCAGUGCCUGGGGCUCAGGUGUCCAUCCCAUUGAGACUGCAGCUCGCUGCUCUGUUUGUAUUCUAUUACUACAAUAAACUAGACCUUGUUUUUACCACCACCUUUA
Messenger RNA from Polyodon spathula (Mississippi paddlefish), 990 nucleotides. It is a transcript of the gene acbd7, whose product is annotated as acyl-CoA binding domain containing 7. Gene Ontology annotation, biological process: fatty acid metabolic process. The record is from RefSeq and is a predicted model, not a curated record. Lineage: Eukaryota; Metazoa; Chordata; Actinopteri; Acipenseriformes; Polyodontidae. Gene Ontology annotation, molecular function: fatty-acyl-CoA binding. The transcript has 4 exons. The coding region runs from base 96 to 362 and encodes 88 amino acids.